UGAUUUUUUUGGUUUUUCUUAACUGUCAAAAAAAAGAGGUUUCGUUCAAAAUGGACAAAAGUUUUUCACUCGCCAAAAGACUUGUCUUUCUKUUUUGCUGGCURUGUAAAGCAGUUAGGUGUWCGGGACAAGUACAACAACCAUCGAGUGUAGUUACCUUGGCUUUUAUUGGAGACAUAAGCUUCGACAGUGCAGUYAGAUACUUUCACAAUAAGGGUUUUUGCCAAUACAACACUACCUUCCAGAAAGUCGCGUCGUUUCUCAGAGAGGCUGACCUUGCUAUCGCCAACUUGGAAUCUCCUUUAAUCAACAGUGACAUACGACAUGAUGCCCAGCUAAAGUUUUCCCCUCUGUUGAGUGCAGAACCUGAUAGCAUCCAAGCACUAAGCUUUGCAGGAAUUGAUAUCGUUACUCUUGCUAACAACCACUACGAUGACUACGGAACAAGGCCUGUAAACUACUCAGUACACUUGCUGAGCCAAAUCAGUGUCCAGGCCUUUGGUUACACAUACGGUCGCAAAGAAGACGACAAACCACAAACCCCGCUAUUGGUUAAGGUCAAUGGGAUAAGAAUCGGGUUUCUUGGCUACUGUUCUACUUAUCGCAAGGAGUUGACUCCUGAAGGAAAAGUUUACUUUCAUUGUGUAGAGAAAAGAGGAAAUCUUACAGGUGGUCCAGCCCUUUAUAGUGAUGAAGCUGCCACAAGAGACGUCAACGAUCUCAAGGGAAAAGUAGAUGUCAUAGUUGUUUUUAUGCACUGGGGAAUCGAGUAUUUCACAGAUCCAUCAGAUCGCCAAAAGAAAGAACUGGGGAUCCCAUAUAACAACAGGUUAGUAUAUGACACGUUUGGGACAGUUUUUAUCAAAGCUCCACUUUCUAGGAUCCUUUCGAAGUGCGUUGAGACUAGUAUAACCAUGGAUUUUGUUGGUGAUAUAAGCUUUGAUGGGCCAGUGAAGUAUAAUCAAGAAAAAGGAUUCUGUUCGUACAACAAGACCUUGGAAUAUGUGGCAGGGAUUCUAAGACAACCAGACCUUGCCAUAGGUAACCUAGAGUCUCCGUUUGUCUCCAAGAAAAUGCAACGUCAAGGGCAGUUUCAGUUCGAACCCUUGUUAAGUGCUGAGUCUGCAAGUGUUCAGGCACUCAACUUCGCAGGAUUUGACAUCAUGGGUUUAAAUAAUAACCAUUUAAAUGAUUAUAAAGAAAUGUCAGUAAAAUAUACAGUAAAGAUGUUGAAACAGGCUCAAAUCAAGUCUUUUGGAUAUACACUUGGCCAAUUGAAUGAUGACCUUCCUCAGGAACCGUUGAUCGUAACGAAGAAAGGAAUCAGGAUUGGAUUUCUUGGUUACUGUGAUGUGUUUCACUUUCAUUUAUCUAUGCACCUGCUUUACACUUGUCUAAAACAUAGAAAUUCCCUUAACGCUGGACCUGCAAUUUAUAGCGAUGCCGCUGCUAUAAGAGAUGUUAACAGUUUAAAGCAUAAGGCUGAUGUGAUUGUAGUAUCCAUGCACUGGGGCAUAGAAAAUAAGCAACCUCCAACUGACACCCAGUUCAGACAAUAUAAACAUCUACAGUCCCUUGGCGUUGAUUUGGUAAUUGGCUGCCAUCCACACGUAUUGCAAGGCCACAUGGUUUAUAAUGCGACGUUUGCUGCAUUCAGCCUUGGAAAUUUCUUAUUUGGACCCAUGGGUUUCCGCUUGCAGGCGUUCUACAACAACAGCCAGCCCUCCAUAAGAAUCCAGCAGGAGUUUCAGCGUUACAUGGAUACUUCAAGUGAUCGAUCGUUACUGUCACGCAUUCUUCGGGUCGUUGUAAAUAAGCAAGGUUUUAAGUCAGCUCAAUAUCUCCCAAUAAAGAUUCAAUUCGAUCGCAACAACAAAUGUCUUCAGCCAAGACCUGUCAGUCAUGCGCAGUGGAUCAAAGUUUGCAGCAAGAAAGAUAAGGCUUGUUUGAUGAACAUUUAAACUUGAUACACUUUUCAUUAUAUUCUCGCGUUAA
Messenger RNA from Actinia tenebrosa (Australian red waratah sea anemone), 1995 nucleotides. RefSeq lists its product as uncharacterized. Lineage: Eukaryota; Metazoa; Cnidaria; Anthozoa; Actiniaria; Actiniidae. The record is from RefSeq and is a predicted model, not a curated record.